Messenger RNA from Melanotaenia boesemani (Boeseman's rainbowfish), 4773 nucleotides. Its product is annotated as zinc finger protein GLI2-like. The record is from RefSeq and is a predicted model, not a curated record. Gene Ontology annotation, molecular function: RNA polymerase II cis-regulatory region sequence-specific DNA binding; DNA-binding transcription factor activity, RNA polymerase II-specific. NCBI's taxonomy places the organism in Eukaryota, Metazoa, Chordata, Actinopteri, Atheriniformes, Melanotaeniidae. Gene Ontology annotation, cellular component: nucleus. Bases 139 to 4257 code for a protein of 1372 amino acids. Gene Ontology annotation, biological process: smoothened signaling pathway; regulation of transcription by RNA polymerase II. The transcript has 14 exons.
UCCCGCCGGCAGAUGGGAUUUCACGAGUUUGGAGCGUUUCUUCCUCAGUGAGAAGAAAGUUGAUCCGAGUGAAGAAGGAAAAACCAGGCAGCGACCCGGACCGACGGGAUCCAGAGAGGACCAAGUCCGAGUUCAACAAUGGAGCCCUCACCACCCAGAGCUGCCCAGAAAAAGGACAAAAUGGACAGUAGCGGUUUCUGCGACCUCCCAAAGAAACCCUCCCCCUCCGAGACCAGAGCCCCCCAACACCUUUUCCCUGCUUUCCACACGCCGAUCCCGAUCGACAUGCGCCACCACGAGGGACGAUACCACUACGAGCCGCACGCCCUGCACGCCAUGCACAGCCCUGCAGGCCUGACCGGGAGCCCCGUCAUCUCCGAUAUCUCCCUGAUCCGCCUGUCACCCGCCGCCGUGGCAACCAGCGACUCUCCCUUCAGCCCUCCUCACCCCUACGUCAACCCUCACAUGGAGCACUACCUGCGCUCGGUGCAUGGCAGCCCCACCCUGUCCAUGAUUUCAGCCGCCAGAGGACUGAGCCCUGCGGAACUGGCCCACGAGCAUUUGAAAGACCGCGGACUGUUUGGACUUCCCCCGCCUCCUCCUCCUCCUCCUGGAGCCAGUCCGGCUGAGUACUACCACCUGAUGGCCAGCCAUCGGAGCCCCUACAGCGAGCUGCUCAUGCAGGGGGCUGGGGCCAACGUCGGGGCCCACCUAUCCGACUACAUCACUCCCAUUGAUGUGUCGCGGUUUUCCAGCCCCAGACUGACGCCCAGGCUCAGCAGGAAGCGGGCGCUGUCCAUCUCGCCCCUGUCUGACGCCAGCAUCGACCUCCAGACCAUGAUCCGCACCUCACCCAACUCCCUGGUAGCAUACAUCAACAACUCGCGCUCUAGCUCAGCUGCCAGCAGCUCCUACGGACACCUGUCUAUUGGAGGACUCAGCCCGUCCUUCCCCUUCCCUCAUCCCAUCAACCCCGUGGCCUACCAGCAGUUCCUCUCACAGCAGCGAGGGCUCAGCGCGUUCGGACACACGCCACCUCUCAUCCAGCCUCCAUCAACCUUCUCCAGCCGUCAGACGGGCCUCAGCAUCUCCUCGCUGCCCACCUCCACCCACAACAGCGACCUAACAUCCAAGAGCCAUGGAGGCGACUUGGCCAUCAGCAGCUCAGUUGACCCCGCCACCAACAAGCGGUCGAAGGUGAAGGCAGAAGCAGAGGGGCCGAGGCUGCCGUCUCCACGUUUACCGGGCCAUCAGGGCAGCUUGUUGGACCUGAAGGACGACAUGGAUCGAGACGAGUGCAAACAGGAAGUCGAGGCCGUCUACGAGACCAACUGUCACUGGGAGGGCUGCAGCAAAGAGUACGACACCCAGGACCAACUGGUGCACCACAUCAAUAAUGACCACAUCCACGGAGAGAAGAAGGAGUUCGUGUGCCGCUGGGAGGACUGUUCGCGGGAGCAGAAGCCCUUCAAAGCUCAGUACAUGCUGGUGGUUCACAUGCGCCGCCACACGGGAGAGAAACCACACAAGUGCACGUUUGAGGGCUGCUCCAAGGCCUACUCUCGUCUGGAGAACCUGAAAACUCAUCUGCGUUCGCACACCGGAGAGAAACCGUACGUCUGCGAGCAUGAAGGAUGCAACAAAGCCUUCUCCAACGCCUCGGACCGGGCCAAACACCAGAACCGGACACACUCCAACGAGAAACCGUACAUAUGUAAAAUCCCCGGAUGCACCAAGCGUUACACAGACCCCAGCUCUCUCAGGAAGCACGUUAAGACCGUCCAUGGCCCAGAGGCCCACGUCACCAAGAAGCAGCGCAGCGACCUGCCACCCCGGCCGCCAGCGCCUCGGGAGAACGGUGAGAAUGAGAUGGGAAGCCAGGAGAGACUCCAGAGGGAGGACAAGAUGUCAGACAACGGCUCCCCCAGAGGUGUGGAGAACUACCUGCACAUGAAGUCCAUCAAGAAGGAAAACUCUGUGAUGCAUCAGUCCAGCCCUGGCGGUCAGUCAUCAUGUAGCGGCGAACCAUCACCACUUGGCACCAACAAUGACAGUGGAGUAGAGACGGCGGCAUACAGUGGGGGGAGUCUGGGGGACCUCAGCGCCCUGGACGACCUGUCGUUCAUGGAGUCCAUGGGAAUUGAGGAUUCCUCCGGUGGGGUCUCAGCAGUGGGCCUACACCUCAGAAAGCAGCUCAGCACCAGCCAGCGCCUGGAGCGUCUCAAGAAGGAGAAACUGAAGACAGUUAGGGACUCCUGUCUGUGGGCCAACAACCCAACACCCCCAGUCCUCGGCACCAAGCUUCCACCCAUACUGACAAGUGGGUCCCUCCUGGAGAGUCCAAGCAUGGGUGGUGGUCCAGCUUCCUUCCAUGGUGCCAAUUUGGGUGAACUGAGCUCUGGCAAAAUGACUCUGCUGGGAAACCUUUCAGAGCGACGUGAUAGCACCUCCAGCACCUUGAGCUCAGUCUACACCCUCAGCCGCCGCUCUUCAGGCGUCUCCCAUUGUUUCUCUAGUCGGCGAUCCAGCCAGACCUCUCAGUUCGGUGCCAACCGCCCCAGCAACGUCAGCUCUGCCGACUCCUACGACCCCAUCUCUGCUGACAUGUCUCGACGCUCCAGCCAGGUCAGUCAGUGUGGGGGAGGCAGCGGGGGAGCAGAAGGAGGUCUUCCCAGCCCCCUCAGCCUUACUCCAGCCCAGCACUACCAUCUUAAGGCAAAAUAUGCUGCUGCCACUGGAGGUGCACCACCUACACCUCUUCCAUACAUGGACCAAAUGUGUCUGAAGUCCCACACAGCCCCGUACGAAGAUUCCCAAAGCUCAAACACUAACAGAACCCUGCUUUCUAGGAAAUACAGUACCGCACGAAGCCUGAUGCCCAAUGAAGUCCCGUCUAACAUCCCCCGUCGAGCCAGUGACCCUGUGAGACAGUUGGAUCCUUUCAGCCAGUUGCACAUGCAGCGCUACAACAGCAUGUGUACGCUGACAGGAGGGUCAGAUAUGCAGCCCCAUCCGCCUCCAGGUGCAGGUCGCCGACAUUCAACCCAGCAAAGCUGCCUACGACUGGAGGGUAGUCCCCGUCACUCCCCAUACAGUCUACAAACUCCCAGCAUUUCGGAGAAUGUCACCAUAGAGACAAGAAUUAAUGACAAUGGAGAUGCAACAAAUCAGCAAGAUUUCCCAGGAGCUCCUAACGUCCAGCAGCAGGUGUACUACCAGAGGAAGAUGGCUGCUUCAAGUCCAGGGCAGCACCAGCAGAUGAGUCCAUCUUCACCACGACACAUCGCUGCUGGUGUGCAGUGGAACCAAGCCACCUCCAACCUUACAGAUGCUAAUCGGUACUCCAAAGUUCAGGUCCGAGGCAACCUGGCCAUCCUCCAGCAAAACCAAAACGUUUCAUCUUUCAAUCUGAGCUCCAACCGGCAGAUAGUUCAAAACCUCACCUACACAGAGCAGAAGAGAUGCAGACAGCUGAGCUCGGAACCAGGAGCAAAGUGCUUUCAGCCACCGUUCAAUCUCAACAACAUCCUCAGCACUCCAUUCAGGAAUGAAUGCUUCAUUUUUUACGAUAAGAACGGUAACACUGCUCAUUCCCCAGGCGGGAGCUCCUCUGCAGGGAGCAUGCUCAGCUGCAAACAAGAACCUCUCGACAUGGAUUUUGGAUUUCAGCCUGUGCAGGUAAAAGUUGAGAACUGCGAUGCAUCAAUUGUGCUUUCAGAUCAGCAGAACUGUAAUAUGACCUCCAGGAGUCAGAGACCAGCAACAGAACCUGAACCUCUGAACUUUUCAUGCCCUAAGCUGAUGCAGCAAACUGACACUUCCAAGUUAUCCAGCGGUGGAGUUUUAGCUCUGCAUUGCCGCCCUGAUGACAACACUCUGUACUACACAGGGCAGAUUCAACUUCUUGAGCCCAAUGGAAGCUUGGGCUGUCACGUGAACAUACCUCCGUUAGAAAAUAACUCAGUAGCUCCCAACUUCAACAACAACCAGACGGUAAAAGCCUCCGACCUGGAGCAUGCUCAGAUUGACUUUGAUAGCAUGCUGGACGAUGGAGAUCACUCCAGCCUCAUGUCGGGAACCCUGAGUCCGAGUCUGCUCCAGAGUUUGUCCCCGAGUUCCUCCCGCCUGACCACACCUAGGAACUCGGUCACGUUGCCCUCAGUGUCGGCGGGGAUGGGGAACAUGGCCGUCGGGGACAUGAGCUCACUGCUGACGGCUCUGGUGGACGAAAACAAGUUCCUGAACUUGAUGUCUUAGUUACUAGAAAUCCAUUUUACAUUGACAUAUUGCAGCUGGACUCCUUAUCCUGUACAGUCAUGUUUAAUUAUUUCAGAGGGCAGUUUUCUAUCUUUUUGAUAAGCCAUGUAUUUUUUGUUUUUUUGCCUUAAGUAAAGAGUACAAUGUAAACAACAGGAACCGGACUGCAGUAAGAUCAUUUUACUAAGUGCCUGCUUCUGUCAAAUGGUUACAGUUAUGAGUGUGUACUGGGAAUGUAGCAUCUGUACAUGUUUCUGCUACAGGAAAACAUUCUUCCUCCAUCUUCUCUGCAUUUCUACCAAAUUCCUGUCAGCUGUUGUUUGAUUGCAUUGAGAUAACUGCUCUUCCUUCUGUUCUUUGAACAGAAAGCAGAGCAGAAGGCAUUCUGAAAACUAAUCAUCUGAGUCCAGCUUCUUGCUUUUGUACAUUGUUGUACUAGUUGGUUAAAUGUAAAUAACAUUUGUACAUUUUUUAAAAAAUAUAGUAUUGAUGGAUUCCUUUAGUAAAAGCUGCUCU